Messenger RNA from Budorcas taxicolor (takin), 2741 nucleotides. RefSeq names its product PLAG1 like zinc finger 1 (gene PLAGL1). Gene Ontology annotation, molecular function: DNA-binding transcription activator activity, RNA polymerase II-specific. The coding region runs from base 575 to 1801 and encodes 408 amino acids. The record is from RefSeq and is a predicted model, not a curated record. Lineage: Eukaryota; Metazoa; Chordata; Mammalia; Artiodactyla; Bovidae. The transcript has 7 exons.
CGGGCGGACGGGGCGGCUCUCCUUGCAGCCGCUCGGACCGCGGGGCCUUGGCGCACGGGGCGCUUCCCUGGGUCGCCGUCAUGGCCGCGGAGGCGGCACGCCCGAGCUGCCGCGCUUGAGUUCCGGGGGGCUCCGGACCCUGCAGGCUUCGUGACAGAACGUGUCUCGGUGCGGACAUUUCAUUGAUCCUGGAUUUAUUGUGUUCCUGUCUCUAAGGUUUUUCCCUGCCUACUCGAGGGAACAUAGUCAUCACUGGCUUUUGAUUGCUCUCACAUCUGGUGUGGCCUCUGUUUCAGGUCACAUCUGAAACUCCUCUGGACCCUAAAAGGUUUGAGGCCUCAAACCUUCUGAGAGGACUCCCUGACUGUCUUGGAGCUGAUGUUUCCUGUCACCGAUCUGGUGACCCAGGACGUGCCCCAGCUCUAGUGAUGCAGUCUGCCUUUCUGCUCGGGAACAUCAUCUGUGCCUCAGACUUGCUCCUCUCAGCCUGAGACCGCGUGGAAACUGGGAUGUAGGAUGCAGGAAGCAGAGAUAGUGGUAACCCAGAGGCCCAUGUCUGGGUAGAUCCAGGCAUAUGGCUACACAUUCACCCCUGAAAUCUCACCAGUGUGCUUAUUGUGAGAAGACUUUCAACCGCAAAGACCACCUGAAGAACCACCUCCAAACGCACGACCCCAACAAAAUGGCCUUUGGGUGCGAGGAGUGUGGGAAGAAGUACAACACCCUGCUGGGCUACAAGAGGCACCUGGCCCUCCAUGCGGCCAGCAGUGGCGACCUCACCUGUGGGGUCUGCGCCCUGGAGCUGGGGAGCACUGAGGUGCUGCUCGACCACCUCAAAGCCCACGCCGAAGAGAAGCCCUCGACUGGAGCCAAGGAGAAGAAGCACCAGUGCGACCACUGCGAGAGAUGCUUCUACACCCGGAAGGAUGUGCGGCGCCACCUGGUGGUUCACACAGGCUGCAAGGACUUCCUGUGUCAGUUCUGUGCCCAGAGAUUCGGGCGCAAAGACCACCUCACGCGUCACACCAAGAAGACCCACCCACAGGAGCUGAUGAAGGAGAGCCUGCAGGCUGGAGACCUUCUGAAUACUCUCCACGCGCUCUCUCCCCAGUUCCAAUUGAAGGCUGCCCCACUGUCUCCUUUUCCUAUAGGGGCCCCUGGGCAGAAUGGGCUUGCAGGUAGCUUGCCAGCUGAGGUACACACCCUCAAUGCUUUGGAGCAGUCCACCCAGCCUAUACCAGUGCUGUCAGAGCUCCUGGCCCCGCUCCACCCCAUGGCCAGCCCCAGCUCUCCCCCGGCACCCCUCCAGAAUCAUAAGUACAACACUGGUUCUACCUCAUACCCACCACUGGCAGGCCUGCCCCUCAAAACAGAUACUAAAGGAUUUUGCAGUACCAAUUUGCUUGAGGACUUGCCUCUGCAAGAGCCUCAGUCACCUCACAAGCUCAAUGCAGGUUUUGACCUGGCUAAGGGAGGUGCAGGUAAAGUAAACCUGCCCAAAGAGCUAGCUGCAGAUGCUGUGAACAUAUUACCUGCCUCUCUGGACCUCUCCCCUCUGUUGGGCUUCUGGCAGCUGCCCCCUCCUGCUACCCAGAAUGCCUUUGGGAGUAGUGGUCUCGCCCUGGGGGCUGGGGAAGCUCUGCCGCAUAGGCUGGGCUGUCUGGGGCAGCAGCCCCAAGACCCCUCACUAGCCAUGAGCACUAUGAGCCUGGGCCAGCUCCCCCUCCCGCCCAUCCCCCACGUUUUCCCAGCUGGCACUGGUUCGGCUAUCCUGCCUCAUUUCCACCAUGCAUUCAGAUGAAUGGCUUUUGUUUUUUUAAGCAUACUUUUCUUACUCUGAAAGAUAUUUUGAGAAGCAUUUUAAACAUCAGCUAUGAUAAUACAAGGAAAGAUUUAGGAAGCAGGACUGGAAUAUGGCUUAUUCAGUGAUGACUGGCUUGAGAGGAGAGAGUUCUCAAACUGCAUGUAUUGUGCCAAUCUGUCCUGAGUGUUCAUGCUUUGUACCAAAUUUAAUAAGCAAGUAUUCAAUGGAACUGCAACCAUUAUCAUAACCAACAUCCAUAGAGGGCUGCUAUAUAUUAGUGUAGCUAUAUAUUGGUGUUUGUCAACUUAAUCGUAAGCCAUGAUCAUAAUAAUGUUAGCUAAGUAACUUUAUGUGGCACUGCCUAGUAAGGGAACUAUGGAAAGGUUUGGAUUUUUCCAAAAUGGGAGGCUUUUUAACAUAAGAAAGUAAUCUUUAUAUCGCAUAUUAUCACUAGGCUGCGUAUUUCUUUUCAGGGAUUUUUCUAUCUAUCUUCAGGGUUGGAUGUAGUUUAGUUACUAUUGCCAUAGCCAACCUGUAGUUUUACAGAAACAAUUUCUUGUGGAAUAAUAGACGUCUUCAUUUUAAAGCAUUUUAAAUGUAGUUUGAAUAUUUUCCACAGGAUGCUACAAUGUGAGUUAUCACUUCAUUUAUCUUAAAGACUAAACUGUCAGUUAUAUCUGACAGAAAAAAAAAAAUCACUGUGUAACCAGGUUAAGUGGUAAAAUAAUCCAGGCGUCAGUCAAAAUAAGCAUUUUACUGACUUUAAUAUUGAUUAUAUUUUUAACAGGAAUUUAAGAAAUAUUACUGGAAUUUAAAAGUAUAUAUAUAUCUAUCUAUUAAGCAAGAAUUUCUUUUGCUCUGCUCUGUCUGGCUUAAAAUACUACUCUGCUUAAGUAUUUUUAAUCACCAAUAAGUAAACGCAUUUUAAAAUUCAUCA